This is a messenger RNA of Trichoderma virens Gv29-8, 1578 nucleotides long. RefSeq lists its product as uncharacterized. The record is from RefSeq and is a predicted model, not a curated record. NCBI's taxonomy places the organism in Eukaryota, Fungi, Ascomycota, Sordariomycetes, Hypocreales, Hypocreaceae. The coding region runs from base 1 to 1131 and encodes 376 amino acids. The transcript has a single exon.
AUGGCCCCGCCCGAAGCCGCGACGUCUAUUCGGUACCGCCCGCUCGACCGGUCCGGGAGCGAGAUUCGCCUGCUUGAGCUGCAGCCGGUGACGACCAACGACAUUAACGAGCGCGUCGUAUGCCGUCUGGUCCAUGAGCGGCUAAGCGACUCCUCCGACUUCAUCGGCCUCUCGGCCCUGUACGGCGACAUCACCGUCACCGAGACCAUCUUCGUCAACGGAGCCGCCAUCUCCAUUCCCGUCCACCUCGCCCAGGCACUGCGUUACAUGCGAGUCGUCUUCCUGGCCGCGUCGCUGCCAACGCCAGAUGCCUCCAUGACCGAUCUUCAGGGCCCGACCACGGUGCCACCGCCUCUGCCAGUGCCGCCCAAGAAAGCCCCUGGCUGGCUGCGGUCUCUUCUCAAGAACGUGCGACACAUGCUCGCCGAGCCAGGCGCGCCGCGGGGUGGCACACCGCCUCUACGGAUAUGGCUCGACCUCCUAUGCAUCAACGGCCGGGACACGCGUGAGGAGUCGGAGCGACGGGCUCACAUGGCGCGAGCAUACCGCCACGCCAAGAUGGUGGUGGGCUGGCUGGGGCUCAAGGACUCGACUUCUGAUCUCGCCAUUGAGAUCAUCAAGGCCUGGGACAAGUGCAUGCCCGUUACCUUUGGCGAGCCAGGUGACCGCGAGGCCCAUCCCAACGACUAUGCCCCUAUUUUGCAGUGGAUGGGCCCCGUUGCACAUUUGAGUGACAUACCCGAGGGCAUCACCGACCCGCGCGAGGUGCCCAGCUACAAGGCCAUCUCCGGAUUCCUCAAUCGGCCAUACUUUCGCAACGCGUGGAUCCUUGACGACAUGAGCAAGGCGCGCUUCCCGGCCUUUUUGCUGGGCGAUGACAUUGUGUCCUGGAUGCAGAUACUGCGGUUGAACCGCGUCAAUGAGGAUAUCAAGGACAAUGGCGCCGAAAUGUUUCCCGACGAACUGCGGCCGUUGCUCGAGUACUUGCCGCUGGGCAGCGUCUACGCGUUUUUGAAGGAGUUUGACAAUCGGCAGAGGCAGGACGGUAUUACGCCUGCCAUGCUGACGACUACGAGCUCGGUCAGGAGCUCGUCGUCCAUGACGGGCAUGCGGACCAAGUCAAGGCAAUGAGCCCCCGAUUCAAAUGUUUUGCAUUUCUUUUGUCUCUCUUCUGCUUCUCAUUUUUAAAUUCUGAAAAAACUUCAUCCACAGGGCAUAAUGAUAUGUGCGGCUUCUAGAAUGGCAGGAGAAGAUCGAAAUAAUUUUCUUUAGUUCUUUUUGUUCUUUUCUCUUCUCUUUUCUUUUUUGUCAUUUUCAUUUUCAUCAUUCUUUUUUUAUUUGGAUGGAAAGGAAGGAAGGGCAUCCUCUCGGGUUAUUGCGUGCGUUAUGAUUGGCUCCUAGGAAACGGGAAACGGGAUCGUCAACAGGUUUUGGAACUGCGAAACUGGGAUUUUUGUUUUAUCCCGCCUUUGAUCAUGAUAAGCGGGAUAGUGCUUGGCGAAUUUCUUGCUUUUUUGUUAUGUAGAGAGAUACCAAUGAGGAAACUGUAGAUAGACUUCAAUCAGAGGAUGACUUGGG